CGCGCGUAAAGUUGUGUUGACAGGGGCGGCGGCAGCGGCAGGAGUUGUCAAAGGAACAGCAGCAACCAGACUCAACGGACCCGAAUGGAGUAAAGUCAAAUCUGUCAUUUUAGACCGCGUUUGUGUUAUAGCUCCCAAGCGCUUUUACAGACCACUGAGGAAACAAACAUGGCAGACGAACAGUCCACCCAGUCCUGGACCAUUAACAGGGAUGACUACGAACUCAACGAGGUGAUAGGGAGUGGAGCCACUGCAGUUGUUCAGGCAGCAUACUGCAAGCCAAGAAAGGAGAAGGUGGCCAUCAAACGCAUCAACCUGGAAAAGUGUCAAACUAGCAUGGAUGAGCUCCUGAAAGAGAUUCAGGCUAUGAGCCAGUGCCACCAUCCAAACAUUGUGUCUUAUUAUACCUCCUUUGUGGUGAAAGAUGAACUGUGGCUGGUGAUGAAGCUGCUCAGUGGUGGCUCCGUGUUGGACAUCAUCAAGCACAUCAUUUCGCGCGGCGAGCACAGGAACGGAGUGCUGGACGAGGCCAGCAUCGCUUCGAUCCUGAAGGAAGUCUUGGAGGGGCUGGAGUACCUUCACAAAAACGGACAGAUUCAUCGAGACCUUAAGGCUGGAAACAUUCUUCUCGGAGACGACGGCUCAGUGCAGAUAGCUGACUUUGGUGUGAGUGCCUUUCUAGCCACAGGGGGAGACAUGACGAGGAAUAAGGUUCGGAAGACGUUUGUUGGGACGCCGUGCUGGAUGGCGCCGGAGGUCAUGGAGCAGGUCCGUGGCUACGACUUCAAAGCAGACAUCUGGAGCUUUGGGAUAACCGCCAUCGAACUGGCCACUGGGGCCGCGCCGUAUCACAAAUACCCACCAAUGAAGGUGUUGAUGCUGACUCUGCAGAACGACCCUCCUUGUCUGGAGACGGGUGUUGCGGACAAAGAAACGGUGAAGAAAUACGGCAAGUCGUUCAGGAAGAUGAUCUCCUUGUGUUUACAGAAAGAUCCAGAGAAAAGACCAACGGCUGCUGAGCUGCUGAAGCACAAAUUCUUUACAAAAGCCAAGAACAACGAGUACUUGCAGGAAAAGCUCCUGAUGAAAGGCCCCACAAUAUCAGACCGAUCUAAAAAGGUGCGUCGGGUGCCCGGUUCGAGCGGCCGCCUCCACAAGACGGAAGACGGCGGAUGGGAGUGGAGCGAUGACGAGCUGGACGAGGAGAGUGAGGAGGGAAAAGCCGCCGUGGCCGCCCUGAGGUCACCCAGAGUGAAGGACGGCUCCCAAAACAUGGAGCUUUUCCCGCCAGCAGAUGGCGCCACCACGCAUCUGCAGCCACCAGGAGCUGCACACGAGAGACCAGCAAACCUGGCUGCAGCAGGAGACGAAGCUCCGCCACAGGCUGCCACCCAGCCGGCGAGCCCUUCGCAUGGACCUGCGGUUCAGGAUCCUGCGGCCUCCAGCGUUCCCAUCAGCCUUGUCCUCAGACUGAGGAACAACAAGAAGGAGCUCAACGACAUCCGUUUUGAGUUCAUGAGUGGCAGAGACUCUGCUGAUGGCGUCUCUCAGGAGCUGGUCUCAGCCGGUCUGGUUGAUGGGAGGGACUUGGUCAUCGUUGCUGCCAAUUUGCAAAAGAUUGUUGAUGAUCCUCAGAGUAACAAAAAUGUGACCUUUAAACUGGCGUCUGGUGUGGAGGAGUCCGAGAUUCCCGACGAUGUAAAGUUGAUCGGGUUUGCGCAGCUCAGCAUCAGUUAAGUAGAGCAGCGUUGGCGAAGUAAGACUGAAACGUAUGGUUUUGCACAGCUGCAUUGUAGUCAACUCCAAGGACCCACUACUGCCAAAGAGAGGAGACUGAGGAUGAGGAGGGAGUGGAGUGAGGUUGGCAGGAGUGUGACUGACUCUACUGCAGGAUGCACGAGGACCACACCAAGGGGCUCAGCUCAUCACAGGAACCACACUUGAAAUGUUUACAGUGCGCUUAUAGAGUUUAAUGGGAGAGAAAAAUGCAAUCAACUAUUAUCAGCUCCUAAUUCGUUUUCCUUUUAGUCCUCCUCCGCAUACACAAGCACAAUCCAAACCAUCUCCUGCCAGUACUGGAAACUGAUGGCCUUUUUUUUUCUUUCUUUCUUUUUUAAAAAAAUCAGUUUGUGCCACAAAGCUCGAGAGUGUCGUGCCACUGUCACGCGGCGCUUUCUGCUACACUGAAACUGAAAUUUCAGCCUUAGCUACCGUAAACUCCCCUCUCUCCCUCGAGUGUUUGGUUAAAUGAAUAAAUUUCUUUCUUUACAAAAAAAAAAAAAAAUAUAUAUAUCAAAGAAAUCUAAGAGUGUCCCUCAGAGUUCGAUACUGUACCUAAACACAUCGUAGCAAAGUUCUUGGAUCCAGACUCCUUACGAAGCGGUCAGAAAUGGUGUAAAGAAUCGGAAAACAUCAGCGAGGAUUUCAGCACUGUUAAAACUAUUCUCAUGUGAGCAGCAGCGGCUUCAAUUUUUUUCAUUUUUUUGAAUAAAACACUUUAUCCACUGGUAUUUUCUGAUGUAGUGCACAACACAGGUUUAUUUUCUCUCACUGAGCUCUGCCUAAUAUUCUUCUACUAUGCAAUAGUGCUAUAGUGCUGUCUGUUUCAUCACAUCAUCAUAUUUCACCACCGGUUGCUGUUGUUGCUACUUUGUUUUUGCAUGAAACUGCUAAUUUUUUUUAUUUUUUAUUUUUUGUGCGUGCGCCUCCAAAAAGUUCAUCAAAGGUCAACCAGCAGAAAUAAGCAUCUUUAGGAACCUGCUGCAGAAAGUUACAAUACUAAAAACCCGACUCAUCAACACUUUGACGUUUAGGAUGAUUGCUGUCUUUUUUUUCUUUUUUCUGUAAGAAAUAAUUCAGCCUUGUGGCGACUGAUGACCUGACAGCUGCAGAGAAUCCUGAACGCUGGUGUCGAGUCCGAGGUGACUCAUGUUACACGUUGACUGCAAGUGAACUUCUGUGGAGGCAUACAUGCUCAAAAACUGGAAAUGUUCUUCCAAAGUAAAAUAAAGCUUGUAGGGGCAGCUUACUCUCAUAGCUGUUGGAUUUUUCCUUUUCUAUUUGGUAGCUUUCAUUUUUUGUUGUUUUAUUUUUAAGGUCUUUCUGUACUUCACUGAAAUUUAGCUGCUACCACAUACAAUGCAAAUGAAUACUGAGUCAUGGCUGUAUGCAUGAAGUCUGGUCUACACUUAUGGGGGAACUGGUGUCUUUAAAAAAAUAGUAACAUGUCCUAAUGCAUACCUGAGUAGCAACAGGGAUUUAUAUGCAAAAUGCAGAUAUAUGUUACAUUCAUACUUUUAACCCUCCUGCAGUCUGUGAAUGGUUCCAUGCGUUUUUAUGAGGCAUUUUUUGUGUGUGUGUAGUUUUGGGAACUGACGGUCUGACGGAACAAACUUUCCCCGCUGUAGGGACAUUUGCCGCGUUCCUCCUGAGCGUCACGCUAAAGCUAGGUUCAUAGUGAGGCGUCAAGGUACGAGUCAAUCUUAAAUACCAAACCGCUGGCUUGGCUCGCUCAACGUGAACCUUGAAGACCGCGGGAGGGUUAAAGUAUCCCGCCUGUCCCCAAGCUGUUAACUUUUCAACAACAAAAUCCUAAUUCCAGUCACUAGACUGUAUCAAAGCUGCAGCGUGUGUUUUUGUUCUGUGCCUCUGCGGUGUUUCCUCUGGUUUCUGUAUCAACCAGUCAGUGUUGAUGUUCAUUUAAAAACCCCUGAGUGCCCUCAUCAACAGACUGUCAGGUACCGAUGGGACAAAUUUCUUAACACCUUCUGUGCAAAAAGCAAGAACUAAUUUUUGUUUGUUUGUUUUGGUAGCAGAAUUCUAUUCUGAAAAGUCCAGAAAAUGCAAACUUUAAUUUGAGUACAUUUAUUCAAUGACAAAAAAAGACACACACACAAUUGUUCCCACCAAUAAGAAGUUAGUCUUAAAAAUGCUUAAAAAGUUGAGCAUUUUUUUUGUUUAUCUUUACACUUUUAAGUUGAUCAGACUUUUUAGGAGUCUUUUUAUAUAAUAAUCUGUGACCUUUUGCAUCCCUGGGGUGUAAAUAUAAAAUGACAGAGAUGGUAGAAAAUAUAAAUAUGAUACGUUAUACGGAUAUCACCAAUAUCGACUCCAAUACUUCUGAUUCACCAUCAAAGCAUCAAACUUCUGACCUUUAGAAAUGUUUGUGGUUUUUCCUUUUAACUGUUUUUGUUUAAACCUGCAUAGGAAUUUUGACAAAGUUUAUAAGUGUCUACAAAAUGCUUUCGUGGCAUAUUAACGUCAAUAACAGAAACAAAAGAAAAAACAAAACAGAUUUGUGUGUGUUGUUUAUCAAUAUAUUGUUUAUCCUUUGAGGAAAAUCAAAGCAAACCUUUUGGGGGUUUUUUAAGAGUUGAGAAUCUAAAACUAACGUAUUGAUCUUUCCAGGCUAGUAUCGAUUUGAUAUCGAUACCAACAUGGUAUCGAUAUUGACAUAUUGGAUCGCUCCGCCCACUUCUACCCACUGGAUUCAGGCCCAGAUCCUCUGAGAGGCAGGAGGAUCUUCUCUACAUGUUGGUCUUUCAUUUUAACACACCUGGAGUUUGUUGCUGUAAAACUCCCAUCAUUUCAUGGUUGCAGUAAAUGUCCCACUGCUGUAAAUUUCCAUUUGUUUUGAUACAUAAUAAAUAUGGAUCCUGAUCCAGACUGUGGGAGAUGAAAAAUGUGCCUGUAUUCAUACCCCCGGUAAUUACUUACUACAAUCGGAUCACUUUUUAGAGAUUUCUGGAAACUCUGAUCAACUUAGAGUAUAAAAAAAAAAUAAAUCAUUCAGUCACAAUUGUAUAAAGAUGCUUAAUAGUUUCUUGGCACAAGAUUUGUCCCAACUAAACUCAUGUGAAGUUUUGAUGUAAAAAA
Poecilia latipinna (sailfin molly) is the source of this 4875-nucleotide messenger RNA. Its product is annotated as serine/threonine-protein kinase OSR1-like. Gene Ontology annotation, cellular component: cytoplasm; cytosol. Gene Ontology annotation, biological process: positive regulation of T cell chemotaxis; negative regulation of potassium ion transmembrane transporter activity; peptidyl-threonine phosphorylation. Gene Ontology annotation, molecular function: ATP binding; protein serine/threonine kinase activity. The record is from RefSeq and is a predicted model, not a curated record. Bases 169 to 1737 code for a protein of 522 amino acids. The transcript is spliced from 17 exons. NCBI's taxonomy places the organism in Eukaryota, Metazoa, Chordata, Actinopteri, Cyprinodontiformes, Poeciliidae.